GUUUACAAGUGUCAACAACACCUAACCUUAAAAAUGAAUUAGAAGCGAAUUUGCAUUUAUUUUGAUUUUGUAGGCAUUUCUAAUUGUAAUCAUGGCACCAAAAAAAGACGCAAAAGGAGGCGGUGGAGCUAAGGAUAAGGGAGGGAAAGCUGCAAAAGGUGGUGGCGAUGCCGCUGAUAAAGGUGCUGCCGGCAAAGAGAAGAAAGGUGGUAAUUCAGUGAAGGUGCGUCACAUAUUGUGCGAAAAGCAGGGAAAAUGCUUAGAAGCAUUGGAAAAAUUGAAGAGUGGCCAAAAAUUCCCAGAUGUAGCUGCCGCUUACAGUGAAGACAAAGCCCGUCAAGGUGGUGAUUUGGGCUGGCAAAUACGCGGUGCGAUGGUCGGACCAUUCCAAGAUGCUGCAUUCGCGCUACCUAUUUCAACCGUAGCCAAUCCUGUUUACACUGACCCACCAAUCAAAACUAAAUUCGGAUAUCACAUUAUUAUGGUCGAAGGCAAAAAGUAAAUCAUAAAACUCACCUCUAUUUUAUAUCAAUCACUUUGAAUUCGGCAAUUGGAAAUACGUGUUUUUUUUUUCACUUUCAAUGUUAACUUUAAUGAAAAUGGCAUUUUUAGAUCAAACUAAAAUAAUGCGAAAAAAUAAAUCAUUCGAAGAAACCAUAGCUCUUUCAAUCAGAA
Molecule: messenger RNA, 675 nt
Organism: Sitodiplosis mosellana (orange wheat blossom midge)
Lineage: Eukaryota; Metazoa; Arthropoda; Insecta; Diptera; Cecidomyiidae
Product: peptidyl-prolyl cis-trans isomerase NIMA-interacting 4
Exons: 2
Coding region: 92-502 (136 amino acids)
Biological process (GO): rRNA processing
Molecular function (GO): peptidyl-prolyl cis-trans isomerase activity; DNA binding
Source: RefSeq, a predicted model, not a curated record